Phacochoerus africanus (Common warthog) is the source of this 1467-nucleotide messenger RNA. It is a transcript of the gene WDR31, whose product is annotated as WD repeat domain 31. The transcript is spliced from 10 exons. Bases 125 to 1228 code for a protein of 367 amino acids. Gene Ontology annotation, molecular function: protein binding. The record is from RefSeq and is a predicted model, not a curated record. NCBI's taxonomy places the organism in Eukaryota, Metazoa, Chordata, Mammalia, Artiodactyla, Suidae.
AGAUUAGGAAGUGGCUGCCUGAACUAUUUUCCAAAAGAUAAACAUUACAAAGUAUUGAAUACGGCAGCUCACCAAGAAGAUCCUACUGGUUUAGGGGGAAAACAACUUCCAGCAGCCACAAGGAAUGCUGCUACUCAGGUGCCAUCUGAAACAAGCUUCGCCCCAGAAGGUUUUGUGCAGGUUCUGUGCAGCGAUGGGGAAACUACAGAGCAAACUCAAACACAGCACUUACAGAUACAGCAGCCCCGAUGGAUUUAUAGAAGAGAGAAUGCAAACUAAAGCUUUUCAACAGUAUAGCCCAGCUCACGUGGAUGCCGUCUCUGUUGUUGCUGCUCUGAACUCAGACCUCUGUGUCUCCGGAGGAAAAGAUAAGACAGUUGUGGCCUAUAACUGGAGAACUGGACAUGUGGUGAAAAGGUUCAAAGGACAUGACCGUGAAAUCACCAAGGUUGCCUGUAUUCACAAGUCAAACCAGUUCUUCAGCGCCUCUCGCGACAAGAUGGUCAUGAUGUGGGAGUUGGAAGGCCCUUCACAGCCAAGGCAGCAGUUCUCCGGCCAUGCCAUGGUGGUCACUGGAUUGGCUGUGAGUCCAGACUCAUCACAGCUGUGCACUGGCUCCCGUGACAACACCCUGCUCCUGUGGGAUGUGGGGACCGGACAGUGUGUAGAGAAAGCUUCAGUCUCCAGAAACCUGGUCACUCACCUGUGCUGGGUCCCCAGAGAACCUUAUAUACUGCAGACUUCUGAAGACAAAUCUUUCAGAUUGUGGGACAGUCGGGGGCUGCAGAUAGCUCAUACAUUUCCCGCAAAGCAGCACAUCCAGACCUACUGCGAGGUCAGUGAGGAUGGACACAGGUGUAUCUCUUGCAGCAGCGGCUUUGGAGGGGAAGGCUGCGAAGCCACGUUGUGGGACCUGAGGCAGACGCGGAACAGAAUCUGUGAGUAUGAAGGCCAUUUCCAGACUGUUGCAUCCUGUGUCUUUCUACCAAGAGCGUUAGCCUCCAUGCCUGUAAUUGCUACCUCAUCACAUGACUGCAAGGUGAAGAUCUGGAACGAAGAUACUGGAGUCUGCCUUUUCACCUUGUCUCUGGAUGGAUCGGGACCUUUGACUUCCCUGGCUGUUGCCGACACCAUCUCCUUACUGUGUGCAAGUUUCAGCAGAGGAAUUCACUUACUCAGGGUGGACCACAGCCGAGGGCUGGAACUGCGGGAAGUAGCAGCAUUCUGAGACCAAGAGACUGUCACUGGACAAUAGCAAAUGCUGGCCCCUCCUUUCUCAGUGUGACUUUGUGUUUGUUCAUGUCAUCUUGGGGGAGGAUGAUGUGGGGUUAGUGUUCUUUGCUUAGGUUCCUUUAGAAGGUACAUCACUGUUAAAAGUCAGUUGAAGUCCAGUGGUUCAAAAUCAGAUGCAGAGAUGAGAAACAUUGAUACAACUGUAACUUAGGUUCUCAAUCUAAGUUAAAUCCA